Molecule: messenger RNA, 138 nt
Organism: Plenodomus lingam JN3
Lineage: Eukaryota; Fungi; Ascomycota; Dothideomycetes; Pleosporales; Leptosphaeriaceae
Source: RefSeq, a predicted model, not a curated record
AUGGCCCGCUUCUUGGUCGCCUGCUCGCUCGCCAGCGAACCCUGGGUCGCACAGACGAGCACAAGUCGCUCGCUGCUACUGCUGGCCCUCGCCCAAUCGACAGCCCUACUGUUUCCUUCAAACUGCCCUGGCCCCUAG